Messenger RNA from Boeremia exigua, 1290 nucleotides. Its product is annotated as kinase-like domain-containing protein. The transcript has 2 exons. The record is from RefSeq and is a predicted model, not a curated record. Gene Ontology annotation, molecular function: protein serine/threonine kinase activity; ATP binding. Gene Ontology annotation, biological process: intracellular signal transduction; protein phosphorylation. Lineage: Eukaryota; Fungi; Ascomycota; Dothideomycetes; Pleosporales; Didymellaceae. Bases 1 to 1290 code for a protein of 429 amino acids.
AUGUACCCGUCGCCUCCCGCGUCUCCUACCCAAAAUGGAUUCUGUGCGCCGGAAGAUCGACUAGGUCAAGUCCUUGCUGGCAGGCUUCAGCUUACUAGUAUCCUUGGAGUUGGAGCUUAUGGAGUUGUGUACACUGCCGUGGACAUUCAGACCAAUAUUCCCUAUGCCGUAAAGGCGCUUAAUAAGAUCGGUCUUGAGCCUCGUCAGCGCAAGUUCCAGCAGCGAGAGAUUCAGCUUCACCACCAGGCUAGCGCACACCCUAACGUUGUUUCUCUGGUCAAAAUUAUGGACGCUCCUGACUGCACCUACGUUGUCAUUGAGUACUGCCCGGAAGGUGAUCUUUUUUCAAAUAUCACUGAGCAGGGCAAGUUCGUUGGUAACGAUGACUGGGCUAAGCGUGCUUUCCUCCAAAUCCUGGACGCUGUUGAAUACUGCCACUCUAUUGGAAUCUACCACAGGGAUUUGAAGCCGGAGAAUGUCUUGGUCACCGACCAGGGCAUGACCUGCAAGCUUGCUGACUUCGGACUGGCCACUACUGAUCACGUUACCUCUGAUUUUGGAUGCGGCUCUACCUUCUACAUGUCUCCUGAAUGUCAAACAGCAGCACCUAAGGCAUACUCUUGUUACGCCUCGGGACCCAAUGAUAUCUGGAGCCUUGGAGUCAUCCUUGUUAACCUUACUUGCGGACGCAAUCCCUGGAAGCGAGCUUCUUCCGAGGAUAGCACCUUCCGCGCUUUCAUGAAGGAUCCCAAGUUCCUUAGGACCAUCCUUCCUAUUUCUUUGGAGCUUGACACCAUUUUGAGGAGAAUCUUCGACUUCAACCCUGCUAAGAGAGCCACUAUUCCGGAGAUCAGGCAGAUGAUCCUCAACUGCUCCGCCUUCACGGCUACAAAGUCCGCAGUUUCGACCCCACUGCCCUCUCCUCCUCUCAGCCCGUACUACGAAUGCUACCAAGCUCCUGCCGUUCCUUCUAUGGCUCCUCUGCCAGGCGCGGUCUAUGCCCCAACUUUUUACCCUCAGCACUCCACUUCGUCCGGCAGCUCAAACUCGGAUAACGAUUCUGUAUUCUCGGCGUGUUCAUCAGCCUCGUCUUCGUCUUCAACGUCUUCCUACCAGAACAUGUACCCUGCAUCGGCCCAGAAGUUUUCUUCUCGAGUUCCCCAGCAACAAUACGUUUCCCCUCCUGCUCCCACCAAUACUUGGUUCCAACCGUUCAUCCACGCCGCCAAUCUAGUCAAGCAUGUAUCUUUUCAGCCAUCGAUGAUGCCUGCACCGGUUCACAUGCACUAG